Molecule: messenger RNA, 1127 nt
Organism: Nothoprocta perdicaria
Lineage: Eukaryota; Metazoa; Chordata; Aves; Tinamiformes; Tinamidae
Gene: LIPT1
Product: lipoyltransferase 1
Exons: 1
Coding region: 1-1122 (373 amino acids)
Biological process (GO): protein lipoylation
Cellular component (GO): cytoplasm; mitochondrion
Molecular function (GO): lipoyltransferase activity
Source: RefSeq, a predicted model, not a curated record
AUGGCGCUGCCGUGGGCGCUGAGGAGCUGCCUGCAGCGGCCGUGCGUGCUCAGGAGCCGCCGGGCGCCCCUGGGCGGCGCGGCGGGCGCGGGGCUCAUCCUGCAGUCGCUCUCGGACGACGUUUACCAGAACCUGGCCGUGGAGGACUGGAUCCACGAGCAGGCGAGCCUGGAGAACCGGCAGGUGCUCUUCCUGUGGCGGAACGCGCCCGCCGUGGUGGUGGGGAGGCACCAGAACCCCUGGCAGGAGUGCGACCUGGGGCUCCUGCGGCAGAAAGGCAUAAAACUGGCCAGGAGGAGGAGCGGCGGCGGCGCCGUUUACCACGACCUGGGCAAUAUCAACCUGACCUUCUUCACGUCCAGGAAAAGAUACGAGCGCAUGGACAACCUGGAGCUGGUGGUGCGGGCGCUGAGGGCCCUGAGCCCGCGGCUGGACGUGCGCGUCACGGACCGGUACGACAUCGUGCUGGGCGGGCGCUACAAGAUCUCCGGCACCGCCGCCAAGCUGGGCAGGACGGCCGCCUAUCACCACUGCACCUUGCUCUGCGGCGCGGACAAAUCCCUGUUGUCUGCGGUGCUCAAGAGCCCGUAUCAAGGGCUCCGAAGCAACGCCACUGCCAGCGUGCCGUCCGCGGUGAGGAAUCUCUUGGAAGAGGACCCUGCUCUGACUUGCGAGCGGCUCCUGGAGGCCGUUGCCGAGGAAUACGCUGCGCGGCACCACGUCGAUCGUCACGUCACCUUGAUAAACCCUGCCGAUGAGGCCGUGCUGCCCGGAAUUCACAGGAAAACUAAAGAACUGCAAACCUGGGAAUGGGUGUAUGGAAAGACACCAAAGUUUAGCGUUAGCACGUAUUUCGACCUGACCUACGAGGAUUCUGUUCUCCAAGUUAAAGUGGAUAUGGAGGUAAAGCAUGGGAAAAUAGAAGUCUGUAACAUUGAUGUGCCCGAGCAGUGGCUGCCUCCAGGCCUGUGCCAGGAGCUGGCGAAGAGCCUCACUGGCUCCAGGUUUUGCCCGGAUGAAGUCACCGUGCUAGCAAGCGCUUGGCUAAGAACGUGUCCCCGCGACGACGAGUUGCGCCACAAGUGGAAUCUUUUAUGUGAGAACGUGAGGAUGUUAAUGUGACUUCU